Molecule: messenger RNA, 2092 nt
Organism: Notodromas monacha
Lineage: Eukaryota; Metazoa; Arthropoda; Ostracoda; Podocopida; Cyprididae
Source: the annotation of a GenBank genome assembly
AGGUCGCCUUUUUCCCCCAUAUAAACACCUGACCUAAGCGCGAAGUUUUCUUUCCCAACUGGCAGAGCGAAUCUUCCUUCCAACAGAAGAGCACAAACAAAGAACAAAAAAGGAAAGCUGGUGAUCGUGGAACUGAGAAGAAACGUGUAGACAAGCGAAGUUUGUGGGUUUCAGUUGGACAAAGUGUCAGUUUAGUACGAGUUGAGCCGGGAAAAGAAAAUCAAAAACUAAGGAUUUGGAGAAAUCGAAAAUGUUCGGAGCAGCACUACACAUCACAUCAGCUGUCCUCCUGCUGGUGAUCGUCACUGUCUGCACGCCGACGAUCUUCGCAGAUCCGCGGACGACCAACGAAGAGGAUUUCGGCAUGACCGCUUACGACGACCCAGCAGCAUCAGCACCAUUAUUGCCACAAAACGUCGUCCCACACGUCAUGGCUGCCGACAAAGCAGCGAAACAAUUGCUGGGCCCGUUUUCCGUGCUUCGGGCUUCCGGGCGCCUCAACAAGCGCGAAACCCAGUACCUGAAUGACCUGUCCCGUCGUCUGCGCGACAUGUUCAUCGAAUACAAGAAAAGACAAAACGCGUUCCAGUUCGGACUCGGGAAACGAGCCCAGUUCAGCUUCGGUCUCGGGAAACGCGGCAGCAUAAGCAGUAGCAUUGAUCGGGACGUGGUUACGUUGGACGCACCCGCUGCUGCUGCAGACAGAAAUAACGAAGAAGCUGAGAUCGGAAACAAUGCUGAUGAUGAUGAUGAUGAUCGCAUCAUCGAAGACGCUGAGAUGAAUGGAGGAACAGGAGAAGAGAGCAAGAGGACGCAGCCAUUUGCUUUCGGGCUGGGCAAGAGAGCCGGCAGCAGAAGUGGCAGUAAAAUGUUCGCUUUCGGACUGGGCAAAAGGACUUUCCGCUUGUUGGGCAAACGACCGCUGUCGCAGAAGCAGUUCUCUUUCGGCCUGGGGAAACGAGCUCCACGGGAACCAUUUGCAUUCGGCCUGGGCAAACGUCAAAGGCAGAACGCGUUUCAAUUCGGCCUAGGCAAACGCGCUUCGUACAACGACCAGCGCUUCGCAUUCGGCCUCGGCAAACGGUCCUAUCUGUCGACUGAAGACGACAUCGACGACUCAGUCCCUGUCGACGACACUCUCGUCAUCCCCGCUGCACAAGACAGCACCGCGGCCAUCGACACCGACACCUUCGCUGCUCAUCAUCAUCAUCAUCCAGCAAACCAACUCGUCGGUGCUGGUUUCAACGGUUUCGGGCAUCCGAACAGCGGCAAGAUUUCCGCCUUCCGAUUCGGACUCGGGAAACGCAGUGUCGACAGUGAAGAAGCUGCUGCUGCUGCUGAUGACGAAGACGACGGUUUUGCUGCUCGUGUCGUAGAAAUUGUGACUAAUGCGCCAUUAGUUGCUGAAACGGAGUCUGCAGUUCAUCUGGAGUAAACGCGAAAUGGUUUUUUUGUGUGUUUUGUUUUGUCCUCCACGGAAAGACAAAAAAGAAAGUUCAAGUCUCGUCGUCGGUUGUUUCCAAUUACCUGCUGAGAAACCCCAACUUCAAGUUACCAAUGGCGGUUGCACAUUCUGCAUUUGCGAGUGAGGUAUCCGGAAAGUGUGAAUAAAAGAAAACCUUCUUUUCACUCCCAGAGUUUAUUUUACAAUAUUUGUUCAAUGGAAUAUCAUCAGCAUUCAAUUUAUCUCUCAGUAUGAUGACGAGCUAGCUUGUCCUUGUAUUAGUGGGAUCACUGUCCUUGAGAUUUUAUGCAGUGGGUGCAAAAAUAAUCGCUAACGGGACAAAAAUACUCUAUUUGAAUAAUGGAUUGCUGUUGAAAAAGGAAGACUUUUUAUUUGGAUAAAAAUUUAAAGCUUAAUCAUUGAGAAAGAAAUACGGUAAUAUGAUUUCAUGGUAGAUGUAAUCAUCAGUAUAUCAGCCGAACUUCGAUGGCCCUUGAUUCUGAAGUGAUAUUUUCUCAGCUGAAAUUGACUUAAAAGUUUAAAUUAUAUAUGCGAAGGAGUCACUGUCAAGUGCUCAAAUCGAACAUGAAUCGAAAACAGAAUCUGAACUCGCUCGCGAAUGCAGUGUGUGAAUCGCGUAACUCGUGA